AUGGUAGUUUAUUAGUACUGUAGUUUUGGGCUCACUUGCUGCUCUCGCGAUAUUUGCGCACUGCCUGGAUCGACAGGACUGAAAUAGGAAGUCAGUCAUGGCAUCAGUUUUCGGUGGAGUAGAGGGUGGAGGGACCCACUCCAAAGUGGUGCUGGUGGCAGCAGAUGGGAAGAUCCUGGCCGAGACGGAGGGCCCGUCCACUAACCACUGGUUGGUUGGGGUGGACAAAUGUAUUGAAACCAUCAACGACAUGGUCCAAAGAGCCAAGAUGGAGGCUGGGCUGGAUCCAAACACGCCACUGUGCUCGUUGGGCAUGUCUCUGAGCGGAGGGGAGCAGAAAGCGGCCAUCGACAAGCUGAUCGCUGACAUGAAGCAACGUUUCCCCACUCUCAGCCACAACUACUUCAUCACCACUGAUGCAAUCGGUGCCAUGGCGACUGCCAGCGAUCGUGGAGGUGUAGUUCUGAUAUCAGGGACCGGCUCGAACUGCAAGUUAGUCAAUCCCGACGGCUCACAGGUCGGCUGUGGAGGCUGGGGUCACAUGAUGGGUGACGAAGGAGGAGCGUUCUGGAUCGCUCAUUUGGCGGUGAAGACGGUGUUCGAUGCCAAGGACAACCUGGUCGCUCCUCCUCAUGACGUUACCCGUGUCAGGAAGGCCAUGGAGGAGUACUUCCAGGUGUCAAAUCUGAUGGGCAUGCUGCCGCACCUCUACAGAAACUUCCAGAAGUCCCACUUUGCCGGUUUGUGCCAAAAGCUGGCUCAAGGCGCAGAAGAGGACGCUCUCUGUCAGCAUGUGUUCACUCAGGCUGGGAGAGUGCUUGCGAAACACGUAGAAGCAGUUUUACCAGCAGCACAGGAGUCUCUACUGAGUAGUGACCACGGCCUUCCCAUCCUGUGUGUGGGCUCAGUGUGGAAGAGCUGGGAGCUUCUGAAACCGGGGUUCACUGAGGUCUUGGAGGAAGUGGCAUCAUCUGACAAGUUCAAGGGCCGUUUCCGUGGCUACAGCCUCCUGGCUCUGCAGCAGUCCUCGGCCCUCGGCGGCGCGAGUCUGGGGGCUCGGAGUAUUGACGAAACCGUAACUAUGGAUUACGAUGCUAAUGCCAAAGUCUUCUACCGACACACUUUUAACAGCAUCCAAUGAGGGAUCUUAACGUGUUCAGCUAAAGGGAAAUCAUAUUGUCCAAUUUAUAAAGUUAUUUGCAUCCUUGCUAAUAGCACGUACUAUAAAGAUGAUGAUAAUAAUGAUUGUGUAAUAAUAGCAGUGAUUUUACCUCACUACAAGAUACCAGGUUGUCUGGGACCAGCGGAGCUCCAGGUGGUUGAAAAUAUUCAAAAUCUGCAUAGAGGCUAUUUUGAAAAAUGUUAUUGAUAUUUCUUCAAUUUUACUGUAAUUGUAAAUCUUUGCACCUUUGCAACACUUCUUUACAUUUGACAUUUAUAAAUUAAAAAAAGACUGUUAACUGUUAACAGAAAAAUCAUCUUUCCGCGUCUGUAGCACAUUAUGACGAGGGUGGUAUCAGAGAAAAUAUAUUAUCAUGCAUUAAAGGUGGCCGUUAAACA
Cyclopterus lumpus (lumpfish) is the source of this 1560-nucleotide messenger RNA. RefSeq names its product N-acetylglucosamine kinase (gene nagk). Bases 98 to 1141 code for a protein of 347 amino acids. The record is from RefSeq and is a predicted model, not a curated record. The transcript is spliced from 10 exons. Gene Ontology annotation, molecular function: N-acetylglucosamine kinase activity. NCBI's taxonomy places the organism in Eukaryota, Metazoa, Chordata, Actinopteri, Perciformes, Cyclopteridae.